AUGCAGAGGGGCGCGCAAGGUGCUGUGCGCCCAAAAUCAAAAUUAUUAAUCAUUAUUACUAUACAUGUUUUGGUGUUGUGUUCAUCAUUGAUUCGUUUGUCGGGUGCUGCACAAGAACAACAAAAUAUUGAUGAAUCAGAAUUACUGUUGAAAUUCAAAAGCUCCCUGCAAUCGAAUAAUGGAGGGGAGGUUCUUGCAGAUUGGAAUGCCUCUAUAAAAGGUAGUCCAUGCUCGGGUAAUAAUGGAAACUGGGAUGGUGUUCUGUGCUUCAAUGGGUACAUAUGGGGUUUGCAGCUUGAGAACAUGUCUCUCAAGGGACAAAUCGAUGUGAACUCCCUAGUCCCUCUCCGUUUCUUGAGGACGCUUAGCUUCAUGGGAAACAACUUCCAAGGGUCGAUGCCUGAUUGGAGGAAGCUUGGUGCUCUAAAGUCGUUGUUCUUGUCCAACAACCAGUUUUCUGGUGAUGUCCCACAAGAUGCUUUCAAGGGUAUGACUUCUUUGAAGAAAGUUUAUAUGUCAAACAACCAAUUCAGUGGACCCAUUCCAGCAUCUCUUGAAUCCCCUAAACUCAUUGAGUUGAGGCUUGAGAACAAUCAAUUCAUCGGCACCAUACCUGCUAUCAGCUCCGAUAAUCUUAAGCUCCUCAACGUCUCUAACAAUCAAUUGGAAGGUCCCAUCCCUGCCCCUCUCUCCAAAUUGGAUCCAUCCUCCUUCUCAGGCAACAAAGCACUAUGUGGGAAACCUCUAGAUGUAGCAUGCGAUGAUGCAUUACCAAAUGAGGAUCCAUCUAAUUCUUCCCAAAACAAGUCAUCGUCGUCUAAAAUUGGAAUAAUCAUAGGAUGUGUUAUAGGUGGGGUAUUGCUUCUCAUCAUUAUAGUGGCGCUUCUUCUCAUGUGCCGAAAGAAGAGCCGCGGUGGUACCGAAACUAAUCCACAAUUGGGGAGGACAGCAUCGGCAAGGGGCCUCCCAGAAGUGGGCGGCGGUGGUAGCAGCCCACCUGUAACAGUUAAAAAACCGGAAAAACAACAGCAGCAGCCAGGUAAGCUGUCGUUUGUGAGAGAAGACAGAGACAAGUUCGACUUACAGGACCUGAUGAGGGCUUCAGCUGAAGUCUUGGGAAGUGGAAACUUUGGGGCUUCCUACAAGGCUGUGUUGGUUGACGGUGAGGCACUUGUUGUAAAGAGGUUCAAACAAAUGAACACCAUCGACAAGGAAGAUUUUCACGAGCACAUGAGAAGGCUCGGUAGGCUAAAGCACCCCAACCUUCUCCCUCUCGUCGCCUAUUUGUACCGCAAAGAAGAGAAGCUGUUGGUGUUCGACUACGUCCACAACGGCAGCUUGGCCUCACAGCUUCACGGAAAGCACUCCCCAGGGCUGAGCUGGGCAACAAGGUUGAAGAUAAUCAAAGGAGUUGCAAAGGGUAUGGUUUAUCUCCGAAACGAGCUUCCAAGCCUAACAGUGGCACACGGGCACUUGAAAUCAUCAAACGUGCUUCUAGACAAAGAGUACAACCCAUUGCUCAUGGACUACGCUCUUGUGCCGGUGGUGAACUCAGCACAAGUCCACCAAAUACUGGUGGCUUACAAGUCCCCUGAAUACGCCAAAAACGGCCACACCACCAAGAAAACGGAUGUUUGGUGCUUGGGAAUGUUGAUAUUAGAAACACUGACAGGAAAGUACGUGGCCCAUCAGGGUUCAGCUGCUGAGUUGGCAGCAUGGAUCAAUGGCAUUGGUGAAGAAAGCACAGCAAGUGUCUUCGACAAAGAAAUGGAAGAUUAUGACGUAAUGAUAAGCAGCAUGGAAAUAAAGAGUGAAAUGGAUAAUCUUUUGAAGAUUGGAAUAAGUUGCUGCCAAGAGGAUCCAGAUAAGAGGUGGGAUUUGGAUGAGGCUCUUCAACGCAUUGAAAAAGUUCAAGAAUCCUCUUUCCUCUCAUCCGUCGUCUCUAAUUAAUCAUCAUUCAAUAUUUCUCUAAUAAUUAUCAUUCCUAGCUCCCAUCCCAUCCAAUCCCAUCCAAUCCCAUCCUCAAUAAUAUAUUAUAUUUCGACUUCGCAGCUAUAAUAUCCUAUUCGUUCCUCGAUCAAUCAAUCAAUUAAUAAAUAGAUUUCGAGUCAUUAAUUAUUACUUGAUUAAUUUUGUACAAAACUGAUAAGUAUUCAGGUUUUGGUUUUUUUAUUUUUUGUUUUUGUUGUCGAUCGGUAGAAUUAUAUGUACGUACCCUUCCUUAUUUCACCCAUAUGCCACUUAGGGAAGUGAAUAUAGACAAUUUUGUGUUGCUUGUCAAUAUAAUGUUAUUGCAGGAUU
Erythranthe guttata (spotted monkey flower) is the source of this 2301-nucleotide messenger RNA. RefSeq names its product Leucine-rich repeat protein kinase family protein (gene PRK4). The record is from RefSeq and is a predicted model, not a curated record. Gene Ontology annotation, molecular function: protein kinase activity; protein binding; ATP binding. Gene Ontology annotation, biological process: protein phosphorylation. NCBI's taxonomy places the organism in Eukaryota, Viridiplantae, Streptophyta, Magnoliopsida, Lamiales, Phrymaceae.